Gilbertella persicaria is the source of this 779-nucleotide messenger RNA. RefSeq lists its product as uncharacterized. The record is from RefSeq and is a predicted model, not a curated record. The transcript has 3 exons. Lineage: Eukaryota; Fungi; Mucoromycota; Mucoromycetes; Mucorales; Choanephoraceae. Bases 67 to 594 code for a protein of 175 amino acids.
UUUUUUUUUUUUUAUUUUGUAUAAAUUCUAAUUGUUGGAUUGUGUUUAUCACUUUAUUCUUUAAUAAUGUCAACAAAAACUUCAUAUUCUCAUCGUCAUCGUCGUAUCUUGAUUGGUUAUGACCAUACGCAAGUCUCUAAUAGUGCCAUGGAAUGGAUUAUCUCUAACCGCAUCGUAUUUCCUGAUGAUGAUAUCACAUUAUGUAUUAUCGUAAAUGAUGAUGCUAUUACUGUAGAAGGUGCUUUUGGUCUCGAGGCUUCUGUAGCUGGUUUAGCAGGUUGGAUGGCAGACGAUACAAUGGAUUACCGAGAACGUAUAUCUAAAUUGGAAAAGAACUCAAAAGAAGCACUAAGUACAGUGGUAGAAUGGUUUGCUAGUAAAGGAAUCAAAGUAAAUCCUGAAAUACUAAGUGGUGAGCCGGGAGAGACAUUAAAAGAUUAUGCAGAAGCAAAUCAGAUUGAUUUAGUGAUUGUGGGUAGUCGAGGAUUAGGCUUCUUUAAAAGGCAAUUGAUCGGAUCUGUAUCUGAUUACUUGAUGCAUCAUUUAAAAUGCUCUGUACUCGUAGUGAAAGAUGACCCAGAAAGAAAACAAUAAACUAGUGUUUGUCCUACUUUAGAUAAUCCAAUCAUUUCAGUAGAGUAAAUGUGUGUAUAUGUAACAUUCUAUUAUCAUCCUCUUUAUUCCAAAGAAACAAGUGUAACAUUUCUUAUUCUUAAUCUUAACAAAUCAUCAACGAGCUAAAUAAACGCGUCAAUUAACCUUUCAAUCAAGACGCGUUA